GUGUGCGCCUGUGAGUAGGGGGAAGGGCGGGGGGAGAGAGUCUUCACGCGGACUCCGGCUGAGUGGAGUCCAACCCAGGUGGAUCCCACAACCCACGAGAUCACUUGAGCGCAAACCAAGAGUCCUGCGCGCCCAACCCACUGAGCCACCCAGGCGCCCCCCUCCUUGUGAAUUAUACAGGCGUCCCCUCCGGGCGGGAGCACCCCCACUCCAGAACGCAGGACUGGGCGAACGGAGCAAGGACCGGAUUUCAGUUUGUCCCCUUGACCGCCCCCGCCACGCGCCCCGAUGCAGUGCACAAUCGUCGUGAUGGCCCCGGGGAGUUGGGGAGCGACUUCUCGGUCUGCCAGAGGACAAGAGUUCAGAUUUUCUCUAACAUAGGGAGCCGAGACUCCUGGGAGGACCAGAGGGAAGGAAUGGAAGGAAUGGAGGAACUCCCCACCCCUUCCAUCCUCUUUGGUGUCCCGGGUCCGUGACCGCGGGGCUCCGCCCUCCCCGCACUCAAUACCUGGCGCGGGGGCGUGCCUCAGUUUACCGGAGGCGGGGCGUUCGCCCCCUCCCCGCCCUUCCCCCUUCCCCUCUUCCUCUUCGGGGCGCUGGCAGCAGCACCUCGAGCACUGCCGGAACUGAGCUUGGGCUCCGGGCGGCCGGGAGGCGGGGGCCACGUCAGCGGGGCGGCGGGGGCGGUGGAGAGCAGGUCGCGGCGGGCGCCAUGCGGCCGGGGGCACUCCUGGCGGGCGCCCUGGCCGCGUACGCCGUCUACCUGGUGCUGGGCGCGCUGCUGGUGGCGCGGCUGGAGCGGCCGCACGAAGCUCGCCUCCGGGCCGAGCUGGAGACGCUGCGCGAGGAGCUGCUGCGGCGCAGCCCGUGCGUGGCCGCCCCCGCCCUGGACGCCUUCGUGGAGCGGGUGCUGGCGGCCGGACGGCUGGGGCGCGCCGCGCUCGCCAACGCUUCGGGGCCCGCCAACGCCUCGGACCCCGCCUGGGACUUUGCCUCGGCGCUCUUCUUCGCCAGCACGCUGGUCACCACCGUGGGCUACGGGUACACAACGCCGCUGACCGAUGCAGGCAAGGCCUUUUCCAUUGCCUUUGCGCUCCUGGGCGUGCCGGCCACCAUGCUGCUGCUGACCUCUGCGGCCCAGCGCCUGUCGCUGCUGCUGACCCACGCUCCCCUCUCCUGGCUGACCUCGCGCUGGGGCUGGGACCUCCGGCGGGCGGCUCGCUGGCACCUGGUGGCCCUGCUGGGCGGCGUCGUGACCGUCUGCUUCCUGGUGCCGGCUGCUGUCUUUGCCCACCUGGAGGAGGCCUGGAGCUUCCUGGAUGCCUUCUACUUCUGCUUCAUCUCCCUGUCCACCAUCGGCCUGGGGGACUAUGUGCCCGGAGAGGCCCCCGGCCAGCCCUACCGGGCCCUCUACAAGGUGCUGGUCACAGCCUACCUCUUCCUGGGCCUGGUCGUCAUGAUGCUCGUGCUGCAGAGUUUCCGCCGCGUGUCUGACCUUCACGGCCUCACGGAGCUCAUCCUGUUGCCCAAUCCGUGUCCUGCCAGCUUCAGCGAGGCUGACGAUGAUCGGGUGGACAUUGUGGGCCCCCAGCCAGAACCGCACCAGCAGCUUGCCGCUGACUCCCACCCCGACUACGCCUCCAUCCCCAGGUAGCUGGGGCGGGUGCCCUGAGGCCGGCGGGAGCUGGCCUGCCUCUGAGGGGCCCCCGUGACCGGAGCUGCGAUCCUGGACCGUCCUCGAGCACAGGCCCGUGUUUGCGGGGUUCGCGAGGCAUUGCCAUCAGCUGUCCGUCCUUUGUUGUACCUGUCCCAGGCCAUGCCACUGCCCUGUUCUUCCCCCCCAUGCCCCUUCUCUCACUCUCCCCACUCUGGGCUCUCUGGCUUUCCCUCUCUCUCUGCGUCUCAUUCUUUCACUGACUCCAUCUGCCUUUCCCUCAGCCUCUCCACCCGCCCAUUCUAGCAGGCUCUGGGCUCAGAGCUCAUUUCCGGCAGCCGGAAAUGGGUCACUAUACUUUGGGCAAGUGGCUGCCCCUGGCUGGGCUUUGAUCUCCUCAUCUGUCAAAUGGAAAGAAUAUACUCACUCAACCAAAACUCCCUCCUUGCGCCGGCCUCAGGCUGGGCAGCGCAAGGGACACAGUGGUGGUUGAGGUGGCCCUGGGCCCGGCUCUCGUGGGUUCCCGGUCCAGCGAGGAGGACAGACCUGUCCCCACACGGCAGCAGCCCAGGAUAGACAGCACUUUAGGGGAGGAGGCAGAGAGGUCAGUGGUGUGUUCGAGAAAGCACAGGCAGAGGGGGCAGGGCUGAGGUGGAGGGGGCACAGGUGCAGGACUGUGCCCAGUCCAGCCUGCAAGGUCAGGGAGGGCUUCCUGGACGAAGGGACAACAGCUCAGGGGAAGAAGGUAGACCUGACUUGUUUUUCUCAAGUGUCUCUAGGGAGCGAGAUCCGCAUGGAGAGCCCGGGGCAUAGGCCUGUGGGACAGAACCCUCUGCAGCAGCCUGGCAGGCAGGAAGCUGAGACAGGACCCAGCCUGGAUCCAGAUGGCACGAUGGCCCUGUCCUGAGCCGGGACACCAUUGUAACAGCUCUCCCCAUUUCCCGAGGACUAAUUGCAUAAGGUACGCUGGACUCUGGAGCCAGCCUGCUUGGGCUUAGAUCCCAGCUCAGCUGCGUCCUGCCUCUGUCCUCGGGCAGUCACUUCACCUCUGUGAUUCUGAGUUUCGUCAUCUGUAAAAUGGCCAUAAUAACAGUAGUUACUUCAAAGAUGAUGUCACAGAGCCGGCCGUGUUAUUCUGCGAUGCUUUCUUUGGCCAGGGCCAGGUCCUGUUCUGGGUAGUUUACAUAAAAGGAGGAUAACAUCCUCACCCUUUUUCACAGAUGAGGAAACUGAGGCACGAGGUCUCAGACACAGAGCUAGGAGGUGACUGGUUUUCUGCUUACUGCCCCCCCCCCCCCAGAUUUGCCUCCUCUCCAGAUGGUACGUCAGAAAUAGUGCUUGCUGCCACGGGCCCUGUGGAAGUUACAGAAGGGAUGGGGCAUUUGAGGCGGACCUUGAUAACACUGAGGAAGAAAGGGCGCAGGAGGCACUCCAGGCAGAAGGAACUGUGUGUGCCUGGAGGUAGGAAAGCCUGUCAAUGUCAGCUUCUGGCAAGUGGUUUAUUGUGAUUGGAAUACUGGGGUGAAGGGGGGAAGGAAGGUGGAGCGGUGGACAUGGGUGCAUCUUAAGUGUCCUUAAAUGACCAGUUGGGGAACUUGGCCUCUUUCUUGAAGGCACCAGAGAGCCAUGGAAGGAUUUUGAGCAGGAGACGGCUGUGGUCAGGUUUGGGCUUUAGCUGCUGUGUGGAGGUAGACCAGAGGGGGAGACUGAGGCUGGGUGCACAGGGGAGGCUGGUGCAGGAACAGAACAGGAGAUGAUGGGGCUGGGCAGGGCCGAGGGAACGGAAGAGGGACAGUGGAGGUCAUGCUCAGAAGGCCAAGUGGACAGGCCCUGUGUAGGCCUUACACUCUUGGGAGAGAGAAGGCUGGGGAAAGGCGCAAGGAUGGUUGGCUGCCCUUGAGACAGGGACCUGGGAGGAACAAACAGGUCUGAGGGGAAACACUGAGGCUUGUUUGGAACACGGUGGGUGUGAGGGGCUAAAGGGAUAUCCAGAAGAAGGCGUCAGAAGGCCUCAGGGUGUGGUUGAGGCUGGAGACAGGAGGGGGAACCAAGGCCACAUGAGUAGGUGUGGCAGCCCUGGGUUGGAGGAAGAGAGAACACCAGCCUUGAGAAGUCAGCUUUUUUAAAAAUUUAAUUUAAUUUUAUUAUGUUAUGUUCUGUUAAUCACCAUACAUUACAUCAUUAGUUUUUGAUGUAGUGUUCCCUGAUUCAUUGUUGAGAAGUCAGCUUUAGGGUAUUUAUAUAUCUAUACAGUAAGGAAACACUUGUGAUGAGCACUGGGUGUUAUAUGGAAGUGAUGAAUCACUAAAUUCUACUCCUGAAACUAAUAUUACACUAUAUGUUAACUGACUAAAAUUUAAAUAAAAAUUUAAAUAAAAACUUGAAACAUUAAAAAAAUAAUAAGGAAAGAUUUGGGCUGCAAGUAACAAGAUCCUGAGUGGCGCUGGCUGAAACAAUAUGAUUGUGUAUUGCCCGUCACCCGAGUUGGGGAGAGCUCUGGGCAAGAGACAAUCCACAGCUCCAGGAGGGUCUUGUGGCCUGAGGUCCCCAAUCUCUUUAUUCUGCCACCUUCAGCUGAAGGCUUGGCUCCACAUGGGCUCUCCUCAUGGCCCCAGAGUGACUGCCACAGGACCAGGCAUCACAACCGGACAUGAUCAUUUUCAGUGCAAGAAGGAGGGGGGCAUCUCUUCCCAUAUUGUCUCUUUGGAAGCAAGGAAAUCUUUCCCCUUCCUUCCUCCUCCAUCUCAUUGGGCAAAAUUGGCUCACAUGUCCAUCCUGAACCAAUCCUUGGCCAGAGUGAUGGAGCCAUCAUGAUUAACUUGGAUUCCUCAGAAUUCCCCCUGCCACCUGGAAUUGAGGCUGAGACUGAGAUUUUGGUUUGGAGGCUGGUGAAUGUGUGAACAAAACUGGACUUCUAUUAGAAAGUCAGGAGAGGGAGAAUGGACAGACAUUGAUUAGCUAAGCAGUUAGGGUCAUCAUGUAGUUGUGCAGGUCAGGAACUACAUAGGGGGAUGUCUGGCCGGCAGGGUGGAAACAAACAAGGGCUGAAGUUCAAGGCUGAAAAUCACCCAAAGGGGCUUCUUUUUCUAGUUAACAUAAAGGCUCCAUAUGGCAAGCAGUGACCUUUCAACCGGUGUCCUCAUACCAGAUAGAAGAGCUUACAAAGGAGACAGAAAAGGAGUUCCAUAGAGGAGUAGGAAAACCAAGAGGGUAGGGAGAAUCAGUAAGAGAUGAGAGAAUGUUAAGGAGAAUUCACCAUUGUCAAAUCAUGCUAAAAAGUCACACAAGAUUGUUUUAAUAACAGUGAUAAGAAAACACUUACAUAGGAUUUACUACGUGCCAGACACUGUUCCAAGCUCUCGAUAGGUAAUUUAUUUGACCCUCUCAGCAACUCUAUUAAGUACCUUUUCUAUAGUUUACAGUCGAGGAAAGGCCCAGAGAGGUUAAAUAACUUGCCCAAGGUCACAGAGGAGGUGCAGAACUGAGAUCUGAGAUCUGAGCAAAGUUUUCUUUGGUCACCUUGUCCCACAGAAGCUCAGAAACUGCUGUCUAGCUCUUUGUUAGCCUUCCAGCCUUCCUGGCUCCUCAUGGUCAACCUCGCUGGCUGGGGGAGACGGUCGCUCCUCACCUUGCAGGAGGUGCCUGUGUGAUCUGGCUUCUGCUCCUCACUGCUCUUUCCAGAUUCUUCCGGAAAAAGAAACCAAGCCCUGUUUAAUUCAUGGUGGUGGGGGCGGGGAGUGAAGGCUAAAAAUUCAAAAGGUACAGAAGAGUGUACAGUGGAAAGUCCAGCACUCAGCCUGUGACUGAUUUCUCAGGUCUUCCAGGCAAAUAUCAGCAAUAUGUGUGUGCAUAUUUGUGUCAUUUAUUUUUUCCUUCACUCUGCUCGAGUGCUAUCAAGUAUGGCAAGGUGGUUACAAUCACAGACACUAGAGGCCAAGUCCCUGGGUAUAAGUCUGAACUCUGUCACUCCCAAGCUCUGUGGCUUUGGGCAAGUGACUUCACCUCCCUGUGCCUGAGUUUGCUAAUCUGUAAAAUGGGUUGAUUACAGCACCUACCUCGUGGACUUGUUCGAGAAUUUAGCAACUUAACAUCUGUAAAACUCUUAGACCAAUGUCUGGUACUCAAUAAAUUGUUGACUGAU
Molecule: messenger RNA, 5795 nt
Organism: Zalophus californianus (California sea lion)
Lineage: Eukaryota; Metazoa; Chordata; Mammalia; Carnivora; Otariidae
Gene: KCNK6
Product: potassium two pore domain channel subfamily K member 6
Exons: 3
Coding region: 713-1654 (313 amino acids)
Biological process (GO): stabilization of membrane potential; potassium ion transmembrane transport
Cellular component (GO): membrane
Molecular function (GO): potassium ion leak channel activity
Source: RefSeq, a predicted model, not a curated record